This is a messenger RNA of Paraphaeosphaeria sporulosa, 3102 nucleotides long. RefSeq lists its product as uncharacterized. The record is from RefSeq and is a predicted model, not a curated record. Bases 1 to 3102 code for a protein of 1033 amino acids. The transcript is spliced from 3 exons. Lineage: Eukaryota; Fungi; Ascomycota; Dothideomycetes; Pleosporales; Didymosphaeriaceae. Gene Ontology annotation, molecular function: metal ion binding.
AUGGCGCCCACUCACGUGCCUGGUGAACAGCUGCCGCCGCAGGGGCAGAACCUGUACACCAAUUCGCCAUACCCAAACAUCUACUCUGUUGACCAGUACGAUGCGCAAUCGUGGAACGGUCAGCUCCAACAUGCCGCUCUGGUGCCCGAUAAUUCACAGGCCCAGACGCAGACAUGGCACCACAACACCUACCCGGCCCAGCCAUACAGCCAAAUAAACUCGCCGUAUGGGAAUCAGGGUCUGACAAACCGGACCGCCUCACCAUACCAAUACGGCCAGUUUGGUAGUCAUAACGCUCCCGCAAGCUAUGGGCACGCGGCAAACGUCGACCCCUCGUUGAGCGUCAACCCAAAUGUAAUGCGCCAACAACCACAAUCGCCGUAUCAACCGCAGCCACAAGGUCGACCGAACAUCGUAACACCGCAGUCUCUGCAGCACGGGCAAGACCCACGUGCGGCAACCUCUUACCAAGUACCUAAAUCAACAGCAGAGACAUUUGUCCAGCGUCCUGUUCAAACACCAUUUGUUCAGCCCAUAGCUGUCCCGGACUACGAAAUUCCAAAGGCCAAAACAUCUGGCUCGUUCUACGUUUUUGAUCAGGCAGCGUUGAUUAAGGCUACAAAGUCAAUUGCUCUGAAUAAAUUCGUGACUUUGGGCACUGAACCUUUCCACCUACCGACCAAUAGAACUGCUCUCCCUAUAUACACACCCCGCCAGUCUGUGAAAGACCUCAAGAAAGUGGGGGCCCACAGCAAGAAGCUGGCUAAAAAGGCUCCGACCAAACAGUUGUCUGCUGGAAGAGUACUCAAACGGGAGUUCAGUGAAAGCGACAGCUACGACGACUCGUCCGACGAUGACAGUGAUUAUUCGGACGAGGAGGAUGAGCCUUCACCUUUACCAGCAACAAAACCAGAGGAACCACAGGGAGCAUUUCGCUAUGACAUCAUCAAAGUGUCUUGGUAUCCUCAUCGAUCUCCGCCAAGUACUGAGAAGAUCAAGACGAGCGUGAGACAAUUGUGGGAAAUCUUCAACACCAUCCAGAACCGCUGGCGCUCGGAUAGCAAACUGUUGAAGGAGGCCGAAGAUCAGAAGAAGACGGGUGAGCUCCCCGUGCUCAAGCGUCGUGUGGCUGAACAGCGUGAUCUGCUGCAGUCUGCCUUGAGGUCCUCGCUGGAAUUUAGUCACCCCGAUGUCGUGUCCUAUCUCGGUCAGGUCAAGCCUUUCCUUUAUCUCUGUUACCUAUUUCUAGCCAAUCGGGUCAAGGUCUUAGAUUACGACGGAGAGUUGACUGCUGCUAUCCUCGAGAUGCUAUCGCGGUGCUCGGGCACCACAACUACUGAAGUGCUUGAGGAAACCAAGCUUUCUAAAGCACUUAACGUUCUCAAGAAGAAAGUGAAUGAUAACCACAAGACACUUAUUCAGAAGAUUGAGGAUGGUGCUGCCGCCGGCUCCAAGAAGGCGAAAGUAGGCUCGCCGCCUGAGGUGGAUGUGACAGCAGAAGCGAAACCUGCUAAGCGACCUGCGCUACAACCUGCGGGCCGCCCAUCCAGCGAGGGCCCUUCGAAAAAAUUAAAGCCCACGGAGCCCACGACCAACGGUGACAAGAAGCCUUCUACCGCUACAGGAGCUUCAAAGGUCGUUCCAGCAACACAACAGAAACGACCUGGUGAUAAACCCAUCCCGGCCCCUGUCCGAACUCAAGGCAUCAAAAUCACGAACAAACCGUCUUCACUUUUUGCCUCACUCAAUGCCGCCGGUAAGAAGCCCAGUGGCGCGGCCGCUUCUACAUCUGCUGCGAAGCCUGUUGUCAAGUCUACAGUAUCAGUUCUCGCAGCAAAGAAGCCUGCUGCAUCUGCUACAAAGCCCACAUUCUCUUUCAAGGACACAAUGGCCGAACUGUUGAAGCCCAAAGAAGAGAAGUCGGCGGCGCCAUCCAAGACGGAGAAACAGUUACCACCAGAGACGCCCGAGGAAAAGGCCAAACGCCUGCGUAAGGAAUCGCGACGUCAUCUGCGGGUGAAGUUUCGUCCCGGUGACGCACUUGUCAGCAUCAAAUAUUUUCAUCACGACCCAGAGGAAGAAACCGGCCAUGAUGAGAACUUUGUCCGGGAUGCUGGGGACAUUGGUGGCGAAGGUCGUAUGUUCAAGCAACACAAGGAGAUGGAUGAUGAAGACGACGAGGAAGAAAAGGAGAUCGAUUACCUCCCUUGGAAGGAACCUUCUCCAGUCGACUUCAGUGUUGUCAGUGAAGGGGAGCGCAAACGGAACUAUGCGCCUUAUGGAGGCGGUGAGCUUCAGCCCACCUGUCCUGAGCGGGAUGCCAAUAUUGCACAUGACAACGCGACAUUGGAGAUCUUCUACUCUCGCCCGGCCGACAUUCCGACCUCACCACGCGAGCCACUGCUCGAGCAAAUGCAACCCUCGGACACACCAGUGGUCACGUUCGGUUCGCCGCCCGACUACGUCCUGAGCAGGCUACCCGAGUCUACGACUUAUGCGCCCACCGCACUGUCGGUCCCGCCUAUCGAUAUGAACAAUAUAACCAAUAUCGUGCAACAGUUGGCGGGGCAAUCGAAUUCGAAUCAGGCCAACUACCUACCAGCACCAGCACCGGCUCCUGCCACUCCUGUUGCUCUCGCGGCACCCACUGCGACACCCGAUAUAAGCAGCAUACUGAGCUUGCUCGGCCAGGGUCAAAGUCAAAAUCCGAUUCAAGCUCCCAUGGUCGCACCUCCGGCGCAACCUGCCGCUCUGCCUCCAAUGGACAUGGCACAAAUAUUGGCCAUGGCCCAACAACUCACGCAGCAAGGCGGCGCAGCUUUUCCGCCGCCUCCGCCGAAUUGGCCUGGGUUUCCUCCCAUGCCGCAACAACAACAACCCGACAUGGCUUCCAUGUACUCGGCCCAGGGCUCGCAGCAACCUAGCCAGCAUGGAAACUCGUCUGGCAAACGGCAACGGUCUGAUGACGGCUCUGAAGCGCAUGGCCGUGACAAGCGCGGCAAGCAUGAGAAAGGUCCAUACAAAGUCAUCCCAUGCAAGUUCUUUGAGAUGGGCAAAUGCAAUAAAGGGGCCAAAUGCACCUUCAUUCACCCACAGCAAUAA